This is a messenger RNA of Bradysia coprophila, 10548 nucleotides long. RefSeq names its product Linear Ubiquitin E3 ligase (gene LUBEL). The record is from RefSeq and is a predicted model, not a curated record. Gene Ontology annotation, biological process: protein linear polyubiquitination. Gene Ontology annotation, cellular component: LUBAC complex. Gene Ontology annotation, molecular function: ubiquitin protein ligase activity; K63-linked polyubiquitin modification-dependent protein binding; linear polyubiquitin binding. Lineage: Eukaryota; Metazoa; Arthropoda; Insecta; Diptera; Sciaridae.
CAAGCGUUAUUAGUCGUGCGCUCGCUACACGGAGACUCAGUUUCGGAAAAUCAAUCGAGAUUGUGCGAUCACAGUAUGAACGGUGUGAUUUUUUCAUGUGCUUCAUGUGAAUAAUAUAAUUCCUCUCUCAGCGAAAGUGGAAUGAAUAAAGUUUCAAAAUUUAAUUUCCGUGCGCAUAUCACUUGGAUGCCAAUUUUAAAUCGACUUUUAGUAUUAAAGUUGUCGCUGUUUUUUCCUUCUUUUUUUUCGCUUUGCUAUUUUUAUCAUUUUCUUUGAUUAAUGAAAAUUGUAGAUAUUUGAAAAUUGAAAGUAAAUGACUGUUGAAUCGAGUGAAGGAAAAAAAAAUCGAGAAAAAAAAGAAUUGUGCUAAUUGUGGUGUGUAAAAGUGUGUAAAAAUAGUUUUUGCUUUCUCCCGGGGCGAAGAGUAAUCAUAUCAAUUUGGAUUAAUAUAUAAUGAGUAAUCUUAAUGGAACAUCGAAACCGAACUCUGCGAACGUUUUCCUACGAAAUACACGAACAAUGCCACAAUGGCUGAGUGAAUCUAACAACAAUCAAAUCGGACCGAGACCUCCAGCACCGCCAAUAUCUAAUGGCACGAAACAACCAUCCAUACCACCGAAGAAAAUACAACCGGAUCCCGAUUAUGAAAUAAUUGAAUUUUCGGGACAACAGUACACAAAUGCCGUACCGUUGAAAAUUUCAACGUCCAAAGCAAUCAAAUGUGACAUGUGUGGAUCGGUGCAACCGAAAGUACGUUGCGAGCAGUGCAACAAUCAAAUUUUUUGUGGUUCAUGUGACGAUAUGUAUCACAGACAUCCCAAGCGUAAAGCCCACAUACGCAAGAUUAUCGAAAUUCCACAACAGCAAAAUAUAAAACCUCCGUUGCCGCCGAAAGGUGAAGUUCCUCUACCAGUCGCACCGCCUCGUCGAAACAAAAAGGGAAUUUUCGAUAGUGCUGGCAGAAAGGAUCAGGUCACAACGAGUCAGCAUCCUCAACCACCGCCCAGUCCAUCAUUAUCGUUGCGUGAACGCAUGGGAUCGCUGAAGCGUAUGAUAAAUCCUGGAGGUCGACCACUGCCAGACACCCCAAAUGCUCCUCUUUCAAAAUCAGGUUCGCGACCCACAACACCGAAUCCGUUUGAUUCAGUUCCGAAACCACAGUCCCUAACCAUGGAACGAAUAAAAAACCAAACUUCUGCCACAUUGGACCGAAUGGCUCAACUACAAGAGCGUUACCGUCAGCAUCAAGAAAUAAUGAAAAGUGGUGGCGAGUCAUCACGACGAAAUAGUAAUUCAUCCCAAAUCGACGAACAGUCGUCAGUCAAUAGAAAUAGGUACCCCGAUUUUUCUGGCAUCCCUUCCGAUCAAUGGUCUAAUUGUUCGUCGAAUCGACUGCGAACAGGCAGCAUGUCAUCUGGCAUGAAUAAUAUGUUAUUCCAAAGACCGCCCAAUGGAAUGAAUAAAUUUAAUGUACAGGAUGGAACACCACCGCCUAGACCGAAUAAUAUGAGUGCAUCUGUGUUCGAUCUGAAUCAUGCUGGGAAAAUGGGACAACGGCCUCAACACUUUAACAAUGGGUUCAAUCCAACGGUGGCACCUAAUGCUCCAUCCCACGGAAGCUGCAUGAAUUGCAGUCAGCAACAGCUGCAUCAAUGGAACCAUCAGAUGGCUCCAAACCCAUUGUGGGAAUCUCAGAUUCGUCAAUUAAAUGGUUCAAAUAUGAGUUUAAAUCUACCACCACAAGGAUUCUAUCCACAGCAAGUGGGAUGGACCCCAAGCAUGUAUCCGUAUCCAGUCGGCAUGAUUCCUGUUAUUAAUCAAGGACUGCCCAAUCAAGUCAGAUCAAGAGCACCAUCGCGUAAUCAGUCCAGAGCAGCAUCCCCAGCGUUAAGCGUUCGCUCCAAGAAAUCGGUAAUGUCUGCACGUCAUAUAAACCGAAAUUUUAUCGAACAUGAACUGACGGAUGACGAGGAUUCCGAAAGUGAUGGUUACGUUGACGACUUCAGGUCACUGCGUGGUAGACGCGAAAGUUCUGCUAGAUCCACUGCGUCACGACGAAGUCGACAAAAUUCUACACAGAGCAGCGUUGAUAUGGAAGACGAUAGCGAGACAUUCGCACGCGGAAACACAAAACCAUCUUCACGUCGAGAAGUUAGAAGAAGCAACUCAUUGGCCAGAUCAGUGCAAAACAAUUGGUCAUCAGCAAAGCCAAAUGGAAGAAAUAGGGAAGGUCCAAUCGAUUUCCCAGAACCGGCUAUUCCAAUUGAAAGUAGAAGGACUGUCUACGAUUCGCCUUUAACGCCAGACUCUGAAUCCGAAACUGGAACAAGGGCACUCGUUCAGGCUAAAAUACGUGAAAAAUUGGCUCAACAGUCGUCAAUGGAUGAAAGCUCCAGUGAUUUUUGGAAGCCAAAUACAACGUCAAACAAUAUUAGGACCACUUCCACAACGAACAAUGCCCCGCCACCAAACUUAAAUGGUACACAAACAACACGGCAAACAGAAAACGAAGAAUUGAGUCCUGAAUCAGUUCCAGAUACAGCACCAACAGGUCCUCCGCCUCGUGCUCCAGAUCAUCCAUGGGAAUGCGAAUUCUGUACUUUUGUGAACGAACCGCAGACGACAAUUUGUACAAUCUGCUGUAAAACACCCACGAGUGAGCCAAUUAAAGUUCCCGACGAGCAAAUUUCCCAUUCAACAAUGCCCGUUGAGCCACCACCGUUGCCAAAGAAAUCACCACCUAAAGAUAGUGCGAAAGCAUCACCGCCCAAAGUGGAAGCAAAAUCAUCGAUAAUAGCAACACCAAACAAAUCGAAGACCACAUCGUCAUCGGAGGAUAAUACGAGCCAUUCAAAAUCAAAAGGAUCGGUGGAUGAUGCAUGGACGUUUGCCGAUGAGUUACAAGAUCAAAUUUAUUCCAAUGGCAUGAAUGUUGAACGCAGUCCGAUGAGAGACAGUGAGCGAGUCAGUGAGAAUGGUAAUGCGAGUAAAGUCUCAACCAGAAGUGUACCUUCUUCGCCGAUAGAAAUCCGAAAAAAGAUUACACCUCCUCCACCGCCUCCGAAAAGAACCAUGUCUACAGGAACAUCGCCACCGCCGCAAAGUAUUUCGACACAGACAUACGACAUACUUCCUGCCCACAAAGAAAUGAUCGAACAGCAAACUGAGCCUAUGGAAGACCGCUUCACACAGAACUCAAAUGUCGACAACAAUCACAGUACAUUUUCGCAAGCUAUUCAGACUCAAACGAACAAACCGUCGCGGCUAUCACGCUCGCAGAGUAGACACAGUUUCUACGAUGAUAAUCAGAAUUUUUCGGUAACGCCGCCAAGAGAAUUCAGUCCAACACCAAAAUUUGCCAACAAUAAAAAUAUGCUGGACGAUGAGAUAGUAGCCUAUAUUGACCGGAGCUUACAGAGUUAUAAAGAUGGAAACGCGUACCGGCAACAGACUGAGCGAUACAGUAGCUCGAACGAUCUAAAUCAAAAUGAUUUUUAUUAUGAGCACAAUCGACGCAAUUCAAACUUUGAUGACUAUGAUCGGCACCACAAUUACACACCAAGAAAUGAUGGAUUUGCUACACCCAAAAAGACACGUACUCGUCUAACGAGCGAAAGUAACGCUAGCGUAGAACUUGUUCGCUUAUUGCGGGAAGCCGAGCAAAAUCGAUUCACUGCUGAAGAACUUCAAGCAGCGCUGACUCACUGUGGAAAUCAAAAUCCCAUCAUUUGGCUCAGAGACAAUUGGCCGAAACUAAUUGAUACCGUCCGAACGCUGGCUACCAAAUACGGUCAAGAACGGAAGGAAAAUAUAAUCGGAACGAUAUCGGCAAUUGAAGCACGUGAAGCACUCAGGCUACACAAAGGGAACGUCUGGCAUUCGGUGACGGAAUGCAUUGAACAGCGUCAGAAAAAGUUCAACGACAUAAUAUCCCGCGGUAACUAUUCUAGGGAAGACAUUGUUACAGCAUUGACAGCACAUAAGGGAAAUUUGGACCUGGCAUUGGUGGAAUUGGGGAAAACUCAACUAAAACCAUUUUUGAUGCGCAUUUGGGGACCGCCAUCUGGAGUCGAUAAUGAUAGUGGAAAUGUGUUGGGAGCAGAAAGUGCUAGCGGACGUUUUUCUCAAGAACUAUCGUCGUCCGUACAGAGAUUCAUCGAAGCGAAUGCAUCAAUAACGGAAAAGUCCACCUACGAUUUACGAGCGCCAAGUUCUCUAUCCACGUUCAGCUCCUCUUCCACGCGAAGUGAAAACAAAGAAAACCUUUUCACUGACGACCGCUCCGCAACCGAGUCGAACAACUCGAAUAUGUUGCGAGACAUUGAAACUCUCAUUGGAAAUAUGGAGCAGACACAAGCUAAGCAAAAUGAGAAUAUGUUGAAAAACAUAGAGACUAUGCUUGGUCCGUUGCUCGUAAAACAAUCGCGACCGCAGUCAAGCAAUUCGGAUUUCUCUGCAAACAGCUACGAGCGGAUCUAUGUUAAAAGUCCGAUCCCGAUCAAAGGCACAGUAGCUGCACAGCAGAAUGAUUUCAAUGUGGAAAAUGAUGUUCGCAAUUUUAUGGAAAAACAUAUUCAAGAAGUAAAUCCAGAUGUGGUGGAACAGGUUGAACGGGACCUUAUCAAUACCAUUGAUCAGAGUCAUGACGCCAUGGAUAUGAUGACCAAUAUGCAAGAAUUGAUCGAUGAAGCUGACUUAAGCGAAUUCGAAGAAAUGGAAGCAGGUCCAGAUUUCAAUGAUGCCGAGAGCGAGGAAAUUCUAUCGAUUAACGAAUUUUUGAAAAAUCAAAUUGGAAGCAAUUUCGGAAGUGUUUUGGAGCCGGCAGACCAUCUGCAGAUACUUGUUGACUCUGAACAAACCAUUGUCGACCACAUUGAGGAAGAAGUGGAACAAAUUAACCAACAAGAGGCAGCACUUCCAGCUGGAUCAAAAAGGGCAGUUCAAAACGCUGAUUUGAUUUCACAGGAAGAGGAAAAGACUAUAAGGGAGAGAGUAGUUGACCAUCCGAAGACAAUACUUACAACUGGAUCAAAAAGGGCAGUUCAAAACGCUGAUUUGAUUUCACAGGACGAAGGAAAUAAAAUAAGGGAGAGAGUAGUUGAUCAUCUAAAGACAGUACUUCCAGCUGGAUCAAAUAGCACAGCUCAAAAUGUUGAUUUCAUGUCGCAAAAAGUGACUGAUCAGCCAGAGACAAUACUCUCGAAUCAAUCUACUAGCACAGCUCAAAGCGUGGAUUUGAUUGUGCAGCAAGAAAAAAGCAGUCCAAAGCCUAAAGUAGCCAAGAAACAUCAAAUAACUUCAAAGAAAUCGUCCGACAAUGACAAACAACAAAAAAUUCCGAAAACUGAUACUAAACUGGAAUCUACUGAUUUAACAGUAAGAAAUAGCCACUUAAAGAACGACGUUCGUGGAUCAUCAAACGCUGGCGAAGCGCAGCCAUCACUGACUCUCGACAUAAGUAACAAAGAUGUUACCGAUUCUGCAGGCAAAAGUAAGAAAGUAGCAUCUAAACCAGACGUUGUAUCUGUGAAGCCUGUUAAAUUAAUACGAAAUGAAACAAAAUCUAAAUUUACCGCCCAACCAUCAAAGGUUGCAACGGGAGCAAUUUCUCGCCAGAAAGUGGUUUCAAACGACAAUGAGGUGACUGUUGCUGAUAUUAAACGGCCUCCCCAGACAGUUAGCUCUGUUCAAAACGACACACCAACAGUGGUUGUUUCUACAGAGCAAAUAUUAACCACCGAAAACACUGAAGUAGCAAGUGUAGUUGAACAAAAAGUAGCAGAAUCAAAUAAUGAAGCUUCAGGCACCGUUCAUGAUAUUACUCUUACGGAUCUAAAACUGCCACCUAAGACAGUUCGUUCAGUUAGAAACGACACACCAACUGUAGUUGUUUCUACGGAGCAACUAUUAACCACCCAAAGCACUGAAGUAACAGGUGAAGCUCAACAGAAAGUGGUCGAAUCAAAUAAUGAAGCAUCAGGCAGAGAUAUAUCUUCAAAGACUGUAACAUCACCAGAAGCUGGUGAUAUUCAAGAAGCAGGCAGCUCAAAAUCUGUAUCACAACCCACAUCCACGAUGAGUGAGCCAGAGGUUUUAUUGUCAUCAUCUCAACUAGCGGCAUCUUUAAAACAAACACAAUCACCAAAACAAGUGAGAAAUGAGGCAAAAACUACUAAGAAAGUUCCAGCAUCAAAGGCUGCAAAAGCAUCAUCUAAAACAAAAAAGGUGUCACACAAAAGACUAGCGAAACAUCCAGUUCCGAAUAUUUUAAUCGAAACUGAGCCAGCGAUCCAAGGGACAACCAAUGAUAUAAUUCUUCUGAAUCAAAGCGAUGUCGAACAAUCGCGAACAGCACCAAUAGCAAUCAAUGAAGCGCCAAAUUUAUUCAAUGAAGUCCAAUCCAACGAUGGACAUCGGGAAAUAUCAGAGCAAAUUGUUAAGGAUGAAAAUGAUAACCAAAUGAACACUACCAGGGAAAUCGCAGAAGAAGAACCCAACGGUGCUCAACGAGAAGAAAUAAUUGAAGAACCUGAUCAAACUGGGGAUGAUCAGAUCAAUGAUAUACUUCUUGGCGAACGAGAAGUUGAGCCUGUCAUUUCCGAAAAUGUUUCCUAUUUUGAGGAAAAUGAUGGAUCAUCGUGGCAAGAAGAGAUUCCUGACGUACGGGUCACUGAUGGAGUGAAUCACGGUCACGAACGAGAAGUUGAGCAUGUCAUUUCCGAAAACGCUACUCAUUUUGAGGAAAAUUAUGAAUCAUCGGCACAUGAGGAGAUUCAGCACGAACAGGUCGAUAGAGUAGUGAGUCACGAUGCAGAAGAUGAUCACGAAGGAGAAGAUGAUCUCGAAGGAGAAGAUGAUCUCGAAGGAGAAGCUGAUCUCGAAGGAGAAGAUGAUCUUAACGGAGAAGAUGAUCUCGAAGGAGAAGAUGAUCUCGAAGGAGAAGAUGAUCUCGAAGGAGAAUAUGAUAGCGAAGGAGGAGAUGAACACGUGAUACCAGUAACUCGAUCGACAAUUGUCCACAAGAAAAACAGACAGACUCUAAAUCGAGAGAAGCGAGAAAUUGCAGACGAGACUGAAGAUAUAGAAUCGAAACCUCCACAGCAAAACCUUUCUGAUUUGGUUUAUGACACGAAACGUUUGAUUCAGCAAAUGAAAGACGAAAUCAAUUCGGACAUUGCUUCAUUCGUCUCCGAUCAAGAGUAUUCUGAUUAUAGUAACACAGAAUCGCAAAGUUGGACCGAAGAAGAAUUUUCAGGAGGAGAAGAGGAAGGAGAAUACGAAGAAGAAGAGGAAGGCGAUGAGGGCGAUUACGAUGAAUAUGAUACUGAAGAGGAUGACUACGCCGACGAUAAAAGUGAUUCUGAAGCUAAACAGACUAUAUCGGGCGAAUCUGACGAUGAAUCAGUUUUUUAUGAAAACGAGGACGACAAUUCUAUUGAAGUCAGACAUCUCACGCCAGCAAUUCGAAGUAGUCAAAGUGUAGAUAGUGAACAGUUUGUUGAAGCCCAGGAACACCUCGAAUUCCAAAAUAUCGCUGACGACAUGAACAAUGAAUUCGAAGCUCUAUUGCCACCACCUGCGUUUAGUGAUGAAGUAGGUGAUGGUGAACCGAUAACCGACGCUAUUCAGUCAGAAUAUAGAGAAGAACUGCAAACUAUUCCCAACGACGCGAACCUACCACCUGAGAAACUGCAGCAAAAUUCUGUUGAAAUACAGAGCGACGAGGAAACGGAUGCUUCUGAACAAAGUCAUGGAAGCUCAGCAGAGUCGGACUCGGAAGGUGAUGUUGUGAACGUAGAAUUUGAAAGCAUUAAACGAAACUCUAUCGAUCUGCAAGAAAGUGCUGUAUUUAUACAGCAACAAUUGAAUAAGACAACCACAGUUGUCGUUGAGAAAAGCUCGACUGAGCUUCGAGAUGAUGUUAGUCCUGUAGUUGAAAUUCCAAAUGUCGAAGGUCCUCCCAAUUCGGAAGAAAUAUUCAAUACAUCCUUAGACACGCAAGUGAGUCCUGGAGAAGAGCCGAUUAAUAACAAUGUAUCGAUUGAAGAUGCAACACCGCAAUCACCGUCAUAUCAGGAAUACAGUAAAAAUGAGAGAAAAGAAGAACACGAAGAAGAUGAAGAUGAAUCUGAAGAAGAUGAGGAGGAGGAAGAAGAGGAAGAGGUAGAAGAAUUGGAAGUGGUAGAAGAAAUGGAAGUGGUAGAAGAAGUGGAAGUGGUAGAAGAAGUGGUGGAAGAGGUAGAAGAAGAAUCUGAAAACCGAACUGAGUCUUUAUCUCAAAACUUAUCACAAAAUCCUCUCAAGAACGAGCAGGUAGAGGCAGUAAUUACAAGUAAAACAGGCACAGUUACACAGAACGUAACAGAGAGAGAAGUCUCUUCAGAAGUGGUGGUUCCAAGUAAUGAAGAUGUCACCUUUUCCACCGACAUUCAUACUGAAGUUGAAACAGUUAUUCCAAACCUCGAUGACCACACAUCACACGAAAUUACUUCCGCCGAGGAAACGAUAGCUACUGAAACAGCAACACAUACAACAACAGUGCAAGCCAAACUGACAGAAUCUCAUACUAAAGCAGUAACCACGUCUGGAAAAGCUAGUACGUCUUCAGAAGCUCGUGAUAAUCAACAAGCCGGCAGUUCAAAAUCUUUAGUGAGUGCAAUAUCAUCGAAGAGAUCGGAGAAAAUGGUGCAUGCUUCCCAGCCGACAACUUCGAUGCAAACACAAUUACCAAAACAGGUGAAAAGUGCUACGAAAACUACAAAGAAAAUUCCCGUUCGAAAGACAUCCUUAGCCCUAUCUGGCCCAUUUGGUGCAAUACGAACGACCAACGUUCGUGCCAUGCAACAAGAGUUGCUAAACAAGACCACCGAAAAGCCUAUUCCCACAAAACCAUCCAAAAUUGUACCACCUAAAGUUUACACCAAGGCCAGCAUAACAUCGCUAACCGAGCGCAUUACGAAGUUCAUAAAACCAUUUUCUAACGCAAGUACCAGUAAAGAACCAGUAGCUGUGGUCAAAAAUGUAAUUCCGAAAAAGAAAUACCACGAAACGUGCUUCAGCGAUGACAAUCCUACGUCUGAUGAAGAAUCUCCGCCGAUACGACGACAGGUUCCGAUACGUCAACAGAGUAUGCCUAACAUAAUGGCGACUGAACUAUCUGAAGAAGAAGAGACGCCAGAAAGAAUAGCCCGUCGUCUUUUAGCUGAAGGAAAAGUUGCAAAUUUCGUGGAAGCUCAACUUGCGGUAGCACUAAUCGAACAGAAGUUCAAUACAGAGCAUGCGAUCUGGGCUGCUCAUGAAUGUAGUUCUAUGGAGCAAGCACUAGCGUUGCUGCAACAAGAGUGCGAACUUUGUACAGGAAUCUAUCCGAUGAAUCAGAUCGUUACCAUGCUGAAAUGUACUCACAGCUGUUGCCAGGAAUGUGCUAGGAAUUACUUUACAAUUCAGAUAACCGAUCGAAGUAUUACUGAUUGUGUCUGCCCGUUCUGUAAAAUGCCUGAGUUAAAUGAUCCAGAAACCACAGAGGAUGAUGUUCUGGAAUUUUUCUCCAAUUUGGACAUUUUGUUGAAGAAUAUAUUGGAAGAGACGGUUCAUGAAUUGUUUCAACGGAAGCUUCGUGACCGUACCUUGAUGCAAGACCCGAAUUUCAAAUGGUGUGUUCAGUGUUCAUCCGGCUUCUUUGCAAGACCUCGACAAAAAAGACUGAUCUGUCCCGAUUGCGGUUCAGUGACCUGUGCACUUUGCCGGAAAACAUGGGAAAAACAACACGAGGGAAUCACUUGCGAAAAAUUCGCCGAAUGGCAGGAGGCUAACGAUCCCGAGCAUCAAGCGGAAGGAGUUCAAUUGCAUCUACAGCAAAAUGGAAUCGAUUGUCCGAAGUGCAAAUUUAAAUAUUCACUGGCGAGAGGUGGCUGCAUGCACUUCACGUGCACUCAGUGUAAAUACGAAUUUUGUUACGGCUGUGGUAAGCCUUUCCUGAUGGGCGCCAAAUGCGGUUUGUCUGAGUAUUGUGCAAAGCUGGGUCUGCAUUCACAUCACCCGAGAAAUUGUCUCUUCUAUUUGAGGGACAAAGAACCACGAGACCUUCAAAGACUGCUCAGAUUGAACAAGGUGGAAUAUAAAACAGCACCUGAUGAUGCUUUGACUGAAGAUUCUGGAGAUGGUGCGAAAGCAAUUGCAAAAUGUCCUGUUCCCAUUCAAAAAGAGACUCCCACUGGUUUGGUGGAUACAAUUUGCAAGAAUGAUGUGCCCGCCGAGCAUGCUGGAAUGUGUCGCAAUCACUAUAUCGAAUAUCUUUGCAAAAAAAUCACCGACCAUCGAAUAGACCCGAUAUCCGUGUUGUCGACGGAUGAUUUAGAAAUUUUAGUGCGUAGGGCAGCUAUACGCUUGCCACCUCGACCCUAUGGCAUCAUUGAAUCAUUUUUUCGUACCGAACUGUACAAGAUUGUUGAGAAACAGAUACCACUGGAUUAGAUUCACUUCCACGACGGUGCCGUGAAUCCAACGUGUUAAUUUAAAAUAAAAACAUUUUUGGUUUGAUAUCACAAA